Molecule: messenger RNA, 884 nt
Organism: Momordica charantia (bitter melon)
Lineage: Eukaryota; Viridiplantae; Streptophyta; Magnoliopsida; Cucurbitales; Cucurbitaceae
Product: Transducin/WD40 repeat-like superfamily protein
Molecular function (GO): protein binding
Source: RefSeq, a predicted model, not a curated record
UAAAUCACUAAAACUUAUUCAAUACGAUUCUCUAAUUCUCUGAAGAAAUUUUCUGUCGCGAUUUMUUGUGCUUUUUUUCGGCUUUCGAUUUUYGAUUUCUCGAUUCGAUGAGGGAGGAACAGGGUGGAGGAACCAUGGUUGUGGAACGGCGGAGCGGAUUGAACAGGAAGCGAUUUGGCGCCUUUUUACGGUCCGAUUCGGCGAUGUUUUCUUGUAAUCCCGACGAAAACGAUUACUCUCCACGGCACAGCAAUGCCUCAGCCGCCGCGAGUCCGGUGCAUAAUUAUGACAAAUCGCCGGCGAGCAGUGACGCGUCGCCGUACGCGAUGUCGCCGUGGAAUCAGUCCGCUUCUCCGUAUUCGAGAUCUCCGUGGAUUAUUCCAYCGUACGACGAGGAUUUUUACGCCCACAAUGGCCUCAUCGGCUCUCUGGUGCGAGAGGAAGGGCACGUGUAUUCGCUGGCUGUGGCCGGAGACUUGCUGUACACCGGCUCCGAUAGCAGGAACAUUCGAGUGUGGAAGAAUUUAAAGGAGUUCACCGGAUUUAAAUCGCACAGUGGAUUGGUGAAGGCGAUAAUCCUGUGCGGGGAGAGGAUUUUCACCGGACAUCAAGACGGAAAGAUUCGGAUCUGGAAAGUUUCGCCGAAGAAUCCGAAAUCUCACAGCCGAAUCGGAAGCCUACCGACGCUGAAGGAAUUCGUGAAAAGCUCGAUGAAUCCGAAAAAUUACGUGAAGGUCCGGCGCCACCGCAACGUCCUCCGUAUAAAGCAUUUCGACGCCAUUUCGUCCAUGAGCCUGAACGAGGAAUUAGGGCUUUUGUACUCUGGAUCUUGGGACAAAACGUUGAAGGUCUGGCGAAUCGCGGAUUCGAAAUGCCUCGAAUCG